AUGCGUAGAAUUCUGUAAGUUGGAGUUAUUGGUUUGCAGAGCGUCGUCAUGUCGGGCCGUGGAAAGCAGGGUGGCAAAGUGCGGGCUAAGGCCAAAUCUCGCUCUUCUCGUGCUGGGCUGCAGUUUCCUGUGGGCCGCGUGCACCGGCUGCUGCGCAAGGGGAACUAUGCGGAGCGAGUAGGAGCCGGCGCGCCCGUUUACAUGGCUGCAGUGCUGGAGUAUCUCACCGCUGAAAUCUUGGAGCUGGCCGGUAACGCUGCCCGGGACAACAAGAAAACUCGCAUCAUCCCCCGGCAUUUGCAGCUGGCCAUCCGCAACGACGAGGAGCUGAACAAGCUGUUGGGGAAAGUCACCAUCGCGCAGGGUGGCGUUCUGCCCAAUAUCCAGGCGGUGCUGCUCCCCAAGAAAACCGAAAGCCACAAAGCCAAGGGCAAAUGAGCAGAGACCUCUCCCGUUUACUUGGAGCUGGUGUACUUGGUCACGGCCUUGGUGCCCUCCGAGACGGCGUGUUUGGCCAGCUCCCCGGGCA
Chelonoidis abingdonii (Abingdon island giant tortoise) is the source of this 529-nucleotide messenger RNA. RefSeq names its product histone H2A.J-like. Gene Ontology annotation, cellular component: nucleosome. Lineage: Eukaryota; Metazoa; Chordata; Testudines; Testudinidae. The record is from RefSeq and is a predicted model, not a curated record. Gene Ontology annotation, molecular function: protein heterodimerization activity; structural constituent of chromatin; DNA binding.